AUGAAUUUCACUCCUGGCGACACCAAUGUAACGACGGCUGUGAAUAACCGUGACACAUUUGUUGUUGCUGUUGGCAAGAACGUGGCUGUCGUCGUCCUCGGCAUCGCCAUCAACUACAUCAAUGCUACUAUGGUCCACACAUUCAACAAACACCAUAUCUUCAAGGUGAACCCUCGCUACAUCCUCUUCAUCCACCUGGUGUUCAACGACAUGAUCCAGCUGACAACCAGCAUUUCCCUCUUCAUCUUCACCUACACCUUCCACACCAUCUACGUCUCCAUCUGUUGCCUCCUCAUCUUGUCGGCCAUCUUUACCACACAGAACACCCCUCUGAAUCUAGCUUUUAUGGCAGCAGAGUGCUACAUCGCUGUCUGCUUUCCUCUCCGCUAUAACUACAUAUGUACAGUCAAAAGAACUUAUAUUGUAAUUGGCCUAAUCUGGGCAGCAAGUUCACUUUCUGUCCUGCCGGAUGUCUUCAUCCUCUUGGCCACUGAACCUCUGGAGUUUCUCAAUUCUAGAGUCUACUGCGCCAGAGAUUUUGUGUUUAGGAGCAGCUACAGUCUGAAGAAGAGGGAUGCAUCCCACAUACUGUUCCUGGUUUUGGUUUGGCUCACUCUGUUCUACACUUACUUCAGAAUUUUGUUUGUGGCCAAAGCUGCUAACGCAGACGCUAAAAAGGCAAGAAACACCAUUAUCCUUCAUGGCUUUCAGGUGCUGCUGUGCAUGAUGGUCUAUGUGCAACCUAUGUUGCUUCAAGGCCUCACGUACUUGUUUCCAGGAGCUGUUACAUCCAUAAACUUUGCUAUGUUUAUUAUAAACCAAAUCCUCCCUCGCUUUGUUAAUCCUAUUGUCUACGGCCUACGAGACAAGACUUUCAGGAAGUUCUUCAAACAGUAUCUCCUAUGCACAGUGACCAUAAACAUCCACCAAAAGACAACAAUGAAGAGGCCGUCAUAA
This is a messenger RNA of Toxotes jaculatrix (banded archerfish), 957 nucleotides long. RefSeq names its product odorant receptor 131-2-like. NCBI's taxonomy places the organism in Eukaryota, Metazoa, Chordata, Actinopteri, Toxotidae. Gene Ontology annotation, biological process: G protein-coupled receptor signaling pathway. Bases 1 to 957 code for a protein of 318 amino acids. Gene Ontology annotation, cellular component: membrane. The transcript is spliced from 2 exons. Gene Ontology annotation, molecular function: G protein-coupled receptor activity. The record is from RefSeq and is a predicted model, not a curated record.